Lineus longissimus is the source of this 3478-nucleotide messenger RNA. Its product is annotated as protein SERAC1-like. The record is from RefSeq and is a predicted model, not a curated record. NCBI's taxonomy places the organism in Eukaryota, Metazoa, Nemertea, Pilidiophora, Heteronemertea, Lineidae. The transcript has 14 exons. The coding region runs from base 708 to 2390 and encodes 560 amino acids.
GAAUACCCUGGUCAAAAAUCUUAAAAAACUGAUUUGUGUACAUGGACAUUAAACUUGCAGUAGGCCUACUUGCAGCAUUACGGUGAUUACCUGUGUAACCGGUACAAAAGUGUACCAUUUUAUAAAGCAAGCUGAUCAAAAGUGUACAUGACAUGACGCUAUUGCUAUGGUACCUGAAUGUAUGAUUUAGGGGCCUACUGUAAAUGACACCGUGACAUGUAUGUAAAUCUUCUGCUUUCGGGUCUUCUUUGCUAUGACCUUCUUCUGUCUCUUUGAUAAAAUUUGUUUGAUGUUGUUCAAAUUAAAAAAAACGUAAUCCUAUGAUAUUCUUCUGUGUCUUUGAUAACAUUUCUUUCAUGUUGUUCAAAUUUUUUAAAUACUUCGAUUUUGAAUGUGGAUCACUAGCUUAGUUUUGGAAUAAUUAGAAAGUCAGCAGAUUUUGCUGUAGUGUAAGAGCCCUCGAAUGCCCUCUUGUAAGAAUUUGGUACCUCUGUAAUUCUUGAUUUCAGGUAAACUAGCCCUCUUCACAAGCCUUGGAGUAGUUGGCAUUACAGGAGGUUUGCUGUUCCAAGAAUACAACAAUGUUAAGCAUGGUUUCAAGGUGACAGGAAGUGUGCUGGAGGCUGAAAAGAGGAAAAAAUCAUUUCCUUAUAUCUAUCUUCCUGAGGGAACCAAACAUGAACCUCCGCCUGAUUCCAAUGUGACGUAUGAUAAAAGCAGAAAGGAUAAAAAGAUUCAGUCACAACCCUUGGACAUUGCUGAAGCUUGCCCAGUCUGAGGAACAUGCUGUUCGUCUACUGGGAGUCAAGGCACUUGCCGAGGCAAAAGGAUGGCAUGUUUGGCAGUAUCAGGAGAUAGCACAGGCUUUGGACACGAGGACCAUGGUGGGCCUGGCAAGAUCUCAAGGUGCUGAUGCCAGGUUCUUUCUCUCGCCUCCCAAGUUAAAGAAGAUCAGUGCUGAAUUUGUAGAAGAUGAGUUCCGACAGUUGCUAUCAUCUUUGCCAACAACAGGAGUUGAUAAAUGCACAGCAUAUUUCACAUCCAAUGCUCUCCAGGAGGGACGGAUUGCUAUGGCUGAAGAAAGGGGAGGGCUAUGGUGCUUUGGUGGGAAUGGAUUAAGCUUUGCUCAGAGCUUGAGCCCAGUCCCUGAUGAGAAAGUUAACUUGUUCUGUCUUCAAGCUUUACUCAAACAUUCUAUGGUGCCGUCCCACUGCAUGAGGUUUGUCAGGCAGGGUGGGCUUCAGCUCAUGCAGCAAAUAGCAAAAGAUCAAAGUGAUAGCCUGAACAUCCAGAGACAUAUAGCACAAAUCAUUGCCAACAUCAGUCUACAUGAGAGUCUACAUGCUGAUAUAUUUUCAAGUGGUUGGGUUGGUCUCCUGCAUUCCUGGCUGUCGUCAGAUGAUUUAAAUCUCUCAUCAGAAGCAGCCCGAGCACUGGCAAACUUAGACAGGGAUUUCGGCCGUAGAAAAUAUGAAGAUGGGGUUUACUUGUAUCAUCCACAGUACAGAUCCAGUGAGCCUGUGUAUGCAGACAUUGUGUUUGUCCAUGGUUUACUUGGAGGUGCCUUCAAGACGUGGAGGCAGCAAGAUGUGGGUUCUGACAGUAAACAAACACAGGAAAGCGAUAAUGGCAGUGAGAAGCAAUCCUUAUGCUGGCCAAAGGACUGGUUGGCCAUGGACUGUCCAAAUGUUCGAAUCUUGGCCGUGGAAUAUGAAACUCAGCUCAGUGAAUGGGCACCAAAAUGUCCAUUUGAAAGUGAAAAGCGUUCCUUGUCAGUUCGUGGAAAGGAAAUGUUGAAGAAGUUAGUCCAGGCAGGAGUUGGUGACAGGCCUGUGAUAUGGGUCGGACAUUCCAUGGGAGGUCUUCUCAUCAAGCAGAUGCUGGCGGAUGCGAGGCAGAAUCCUGAAAUGAAGCAACUGAUCAGUCGAACUUUAGGGGUGGUUUUCUAUAGCACUCCACACUAUGGUACACCACUGGCGGCCAUAACAACCCAAGCAAAACUAGUCCUGAAUCCUUCCAUAGAAGUCAAGGAGCUCAGCCAAGGUUCCAAUAUGCUGCAUGAGCUUCAUGAACAGUUCAAAUAUGUCGUCUCGAGGUAUGACAUUCCAAUCCUGAGUUUUGGUGAAACGCAGAAAAUGGAUGUUGGUCUGAAUCUCAAGUUAUUGAUAGUGCCUCCAGAAUCUAGUGAUCCAAAGUUAGGAAAACACUUCAACCUUGAAAUGAACCACCUGAACGUGUGUAAGCCACAGGACAAGUGUGCUGCCCUCUAUCAACAGACUCUAGAGUUCCUCCUCGACUGUAUCCCGCAGAAUCGGAUCACGCAUAUCUUACAGGCUAAUGUCCCUGGACAAGACGGCGAGUACAUUUUACCAGAGUAUAACAUGAAGUAGACUGUUGGUGUCAUAUGAGAUUACGUGGAGCGCGGUGGCACAGCGGUUCAGCGUCGGCCUUGUGAUCAAGAGGUCCCGGGUUCGAUACCCGGCCAGUGCCUCUUCGUAACUCUGAACUGGCCUGAAAUGUCCUUGCGUGCACUAGAUUGUGGCUGCCUUUGGUCCUCCAGAAAGUUUUCUGGAUCGGCUGGGUAAUAAUGUUUGCGAUUGUACAUUUGUAAAGCGCUUUGAGACAGUAAAUAAUACAGUGAAGCGCUAUUGAAAAACUCACUAUUAUCAUUACUUCAAUGUUUGUGCAGGUGAUCUGCAGAUUAUGCAUAUGAAAUACAGUUAUAGGCUACAUGUACUGUCCACUAACUUUUACUUGCCCUGGCAUAGACAAAAUUCCACUUUUCACAGACAAAAUUCCACAUUUCACACAAGUGAACUUUUACUUGCCCUGGCAUAGACAAUCAGGUACAAAGGACCACAGCUUUUUUAGUCUCCUCUGACGGACGCUCAUUAAUUUAUCUCUUAUUGAGCCCCAAUCUUGUUGUUAAGAGCCAGGAAUUUUAGUUUCUUGAAAGCCAAGCCGAUGCACCGAGAAAUAGUCCUUGGUUCAAACCUGGGGCCUGUUGUAUGAUAGCCAGCAAUGUUAACCACCAGGCUCUGAGGCUCCACUAAAGUUUUCACCAGCAUAUUAUGUGUUCAGACAUGUUGGGAAUUUUUGUUGGCUUAGAUUACAUUUUGUGUUCAUGUGAUUCAUGCAAAUCAAAGGGAGUGGUGAUUGGAUGAUUGCCACAAAAUAUGACAAAUGUGAUUGAUUUGUUAUUGAAAUGAAAUUGUUGCCCAUUCUUGAAAUGGUUUAUACUGUUAAUAUCUUCUUAUAGCAUGCUGUACAUGUACAGUAAUCUGUCUUACUCGGUAAUAUCAUCAUCAUCGUCAUCAUCAAAGGAGGCGUAGUUGCCCAGACAUGGGCCUUUGCUAAUCCAUGUUUUAUUGUAAAUAUGAAAUGUACAUGUCAAUAGCGACUAGUAUGGGGGCAUGCGAAAGCAAUUGUAAAAAUAAAUACUGUUACUGUAAAUAUUGGGUAAAUUAUAUAUUGUUGU